CCAGGGCAGCCUGGGCAGGAAGGGUAUAAAGCCAGUAGGAUUCCAGUUUCACUACAUCAGGAGACAGCAGGUAGGAGAAGACGCCACAGACGGAACAGACCAUAUACUACUGUAGUGUACCUUUACAAGGAGCCAUGGUGAAGUGUGUAGCCGUAAUUCUGUCAGGGUGUGGAGUCUAUGAUGGGACUGAGAUCCACGAGGCGUCAGCUGUACUGGUCCACCUCAGCAGGGCUGGAGCUAAGGUCCAGAUGUUUGCCCCCAACGUGGACCAAAUGCAUGUAGUGAACCACUGUGAGGGGAAACCCACAGCUGAGAAACGCAACGUCCUGGAGGAGAGUGCUCGAAUCGCCCGCGGCGAUGUGUCUGACCUUGCCAAGCUAGAGAUCACCGCCUUCGACGCCCUCGUUAUCCCAGGUGGUUUUGGCGUGGCUAAAAAUCUGUCUGACUGGGCUGUGAAGGGGAAGGAGUUCACGGUUCAACCCCAGGUAGAGAAGCUGAUUAAGGGGUUCCAUGCUGCAGGCAAGCCCCUGGCUAUGUGCUGCAUCUCCCCUGUCCUAGCUGCUAAGGCCCUGCCGGGAUGUGAGAUCACCGUGGGACAGGACAAGGUGUGUGAGAGAUGGCCCCAUGCCCAGACGGCAACUUCCAUGAAGGAGCUGGGCUGUAAACACGUGAAUAAGAAAGUGGGGGAGGUCCACAUCGAUGUGAAGAACAAGCUGGUCACCUCCUCCGCCUUCAUGUGUAACGCUCCCAUACAUGAGGUGUUUGACGGGGUGGGCGUCAUGGUUACAGAACUGCUCAAACUGUCCUAGGACAUGUCUGAGAUUCAGAAUACUGAUUAGCUGUGCUUCUCAAAAGGCACCCUGUUCCCUUUAUAGUGCUGAUGUGACCUUCCCAAAAGGCACCUUGUUCCCUUUAUAGUGCUGAUGUGAUCUUCUCAAAACACACCCUGUUCCCUUUAUAGUGCUGAUGUGAUAUUCCCAAAAGACACUCUGCUCCCUUUAUAGUGCUGAUGUGAUCUUCUCAAAGACACCCUGUUCCCUUUAUAGUGCUGGUGUGAUCUUCUCAAAAGACGGGAAUCGGGAGCCAUUUGGGAAGUGACCUCACAAUCAUGUUUGUUGUUGUUGUUGUUGUUGUUGUUUGUUUACCUGGAGACCCUCCUGAUCGGAAUGUAAUGGACACACAGAAGAACCAGAAGAAGAUAGUGUUUCUGUUGCUUCAUCUGUCUGACUGUGGGAUGACUUGUGUUUUUAUCAACAUCGUAAUAAAAGUAAAACCAAAUUCUGGAA
Messenger RNA from Oncorhynchus kisutch (coho salmon), 1286 nucleotides. RefSeq names its product glutamine amidotransferase-like class 1 domain-containing protein 3A, mitochondrial. Bases 135 to 809 code for a protein of 224 amino acids. Lineage: Eukaryota; Metazoa; Chordata; Actinopteri; Salmoniformes; Salmonidae. The record is from RefSeq and is a predicted model, not a curated record. The transcript is spliced from 5 exons.